UGUAGAUGGGACGAGCUUUUCGUUCCAAGGUGAAACGGGAAUUCGUGGAUGGUAAUUAUGCGGAACAGAAGACAAAGUGGGGUGUCGCGAGUGAAUAGGCGAGUGACGAGGCGUUGCUCUUUCGUGGACAAGGUGCCCUAGUUCCUAGAUAUGACUCGGUGAGUUUGGGAUCGAAACGGGGACGUUGGAUGCACACCGAUCCCUGCCUACACACAAUUUGCCCACCGAUAUGGAGGGGGAGCUGAUCACCUCCUGGGCCGGCAACCUGACCGCGAUGUUGCACCACCUGCCCUGCAACGACAGCUUGCUCGGAUGCGUGGACGAGUGUGGACUCGGCUCGUCGGGAUUCGAUCACGUGUGCACGGUCGAGAAAGGAAGCUACAUGUCCUCGAUGACCCUGCUCUGCAGACCCUGCGACUAUUCCAACUGCGACGUGAACGUGUCCUUGGUCCUGAGCGGACUGGAGAGCGUAGAGGGCGUCUUCUUGUCGAGGUUGCCGAGGUUCAAGGAGUGCAACGAGACCGAUUUUCGCGACCAGAUUUUGGAGUGCACGGCUACGUCGGAGAACGCGACGGCGGAAGACCUGACCGUCUCUUGUUCGCACAGGGCGAAGUUAAGCGGAAGCAGAGGCCGCCGUCUCGACUGGAACUUUCUCUUCGUGGCUGUGUUCAUCGUGGCGGGCGGCCUGGGGAACAUACUGGUCUGCCUUGCUGUGGGGCUCGAUAAAAGGCUGCACAACGUCACCAAUUACUUCCUUUUGUCUCUCGCGGUGGCCGAUCUGCUCGUCAGCCUGUUCGUGAUGCCUCUGGGCGCGAUCCCAGGCUUCUUGGGAUACUGGCCAUUCGGAGUGGUGUGGUGUAACGUGUACGUGACGUGCGACGUGCUGGCUUGUUCCGCGAGCAUAAUGCACAUGUGCUUCAUCUCGUUGGGCCGGUAUCUCGGCAUCCGGAAUCCUUUGCGGACGAGGCACACGUCCACCAAACGGAUGGUCGGCUUCAAGAUAGCGGCUGUGUGGUUGCUCGCCAUGCUGGUCUCCAGCUCGAUCACGGUGUUGGGCAUAAUAAAUCCUCUAAACAUUAUGCCACGGCCGGGAGCGUGCGUGAUCAACAACAGAGCGUUUUUCGUGUUCGGCUCUCUGGUCGCCUUCUACAUCCCCAUGAUCGUCAUGGUGGCCACCUACGUUCUGACGGUGCAACUGCUCAGGCAAAAAGCUCGUUUCAUCGCGGAACACCCCGAACGAGAUCAAUUUCGAAGGCUAGGGGGCAGAUACUUCUCGACCAAGGCCUCUUCCACCUCGACCGUGGAAACGGCCACCCCUUCGUCGUCGCGGUACACGUGGAGGACUUCCGGCGGUGUCGGAGGCGACAGGUAAACGAAAUUAAACGCGGAGGCUUUGUACCGUCGCAAGCAUAACAGGUGCAAGGGGGCAAGGUCGGCCAAGUCUCAACCGCAGUUGAAUUUCGCCGUGAACGGGGCGAGCAACCCGACCGGAAGCGGAACCGGGGCGAAACUGGCGACGAAAGUGGAUCAGGCGACGCAAACGCCUGAGAAUAUCGCCCGUGAAACAAGGAAUUUCACUCUGAAGGCUUUGAAGCUCCAAUUAAACGUCACUCCCAACACCCUGAAUCUCAGGUUUCUCCCCGGCAGAACGAAGAGGAGAUCGUUGGCCGCGAACGCCGUGGCAACGGAGCAGAAAGCCAGCAAGGUGUUGGGCUUGGUUUUCUUCAUGUUCGUCCUCUGCUGGGCGCCAUUUUUUCUAUUGAACAUAUUUUUCGCCGCGUGUCCCGAGUGCUCGGUGCCCGUGCACGUGGUCAACGUAUGCCUCUGGCUCGGCUACGUGUCCUCCACGAUCAAUCCGGUCAUCUACACGAUCUUCAAUAGAACGUUCAGGGCUGCGUUCAUCAGAUUGUUGAAGUGCAAGUGUUCCAGGUCAGCAAGGCCGAGGCAUCGUUCGGUGACGGAAAGUGGACGAAACGCGAUGAGCCUGUGCACCCCGACCGCGCUGCCAUUGGUCAUUAGUCUUCAGGGUACGCCGUUGUUGACGCCAACACCGAAUCCGACGGCCACGCCGGCCUCGGCAACCUCCUACGUGACGAUGAUGCAUCGCACGCCAACCUCCCUUUACCCUGACACUUUUCAUCAACACGAGCACGAUCAGAAUUGUUGAGGAGGACAAAAGUCUCUUCUUCUCACUCGAGGAUGCGAGAUCGAUCACGGGUGGAGCUCACGCGGCUCCACGAUGAUUCCUCGUAUCGAGAAGGGGAUUUCUUUCAGUUCCCCCAUUUUUGUGAAAUUUCAUUAUAUUCGAGAAAUCGGGGAAACGUGUUGAACAAAAGUUUUCCAACUAGAAAUUAUUCUUCCCCCUUUAUUUAUGGGAGAAGAGGUGAAAUGAAGUUAAAAGUUUCAAAUUCCUUCGAAUAUGGACACAAGUGGGAUUAUGGAUAAUGUGUAAUCUCGAAUAGAGAGAAAUCGAGUAAUUCGAGAGAAUGUUUGAACGACAUUGAUCUAAAAAUACCUGCCGCACAAUUUUUGCCUCGUGUCUUUUCAUGCUCAAUCAAUGGUAAAGGAUGAACAGUAAAGAAUCCCGAGAAGAAGUAUAUAUAUAUAUAUAUGUAAAUGUGAUAAAACAUUUUGUAUUGUCGUUUACUUUCUUCUGGAAAUUUUUCAGACGAUGCAAAGAUUGUUGAUCCAAGUGUUUCAUUUCGAGCCAAAGAUUAUUCAUAAGUGGAAACGUACCUUUUAGAGAAGCGAUUCGUUGUAACGAAUUAGAAGUAAAAUUGCAUGGAAUAAAGAAUAGCGUGCCGAUUCCAUCGUAAUGAUCGUGCGGACGAUCCAUUUUUCAUCGAUCCUAUAUCUCGUUUUUUUUUCUCUCUUUCUUUUUUCUCCGAUACGUUCUCUCGAUUAAAACGCACUAUCGUCUGUGAUACCGAUGGAAAAAUAUUUUUUUGUUCCACCGCGGACAUUCAGAUUAUUCCUCGUAGAAGAGAGAUUCGAUAAAAAUAAAACAAUUAACCGGAAGAAUUGUAACAAUGAUAGAAUUAUAUCUUAUUUACCUAUAGAAUUUUCUCGAUUUUGAAUCCAUUGUUCUUGAGAUCGACGAAAUUCCCAUACUUUCCAGCCAGGAAAAAAGAAAAAAAAAAAAAUGUCAUUCCUACUUUUACCUUCAUUUGUACUAACUUUUAUUUGACAAAUAAAAAGUAUCCAUUACAAAUAAUUGUAAACUGUAUAUCUUAUAUAAUACACACAUCGUGAUACGAGCGAGAUUACGAUUCUCUCUCUCUCUUUCUCUCUUACCCAUUCUCUCAUUGCAUACAUUUUUCAUCUUAAUUGUACACGCACACCACUUUCUCCCUCUCUCUUUCUCUCUCUUUCUGUCUGGAUUUUUUUCUCUCUCUCAAUCCUCGGUCGAUUCACAAUUUUCACGAACUUUCUUCCACCACUGUGUCUUCCCUCGGCACGCGUUCGCACACACACAGAGACACACGCUAAACACACCAAUUUCUCUCCCUCUCACGCAUUUCGUGUGUGUAUAUGUAUGUAUGUAUAUGUAUUUAUGUAUGUUUCUCUGUUUUGUUGCCUGUUUCUCGUGUGUUAUUCUUAUUACAUAAGUCGAUCUCGGAGUAUAAUGAGAAAAUGUUCCGUGCCGCUUCCAUCACGAUUAUAUAAACUCGGCAAAAGCGAAUAAUUUAUUAUCUACGUUGAGGCCAAUUCGAAAUAAAAAAAAAAAAAAAAGAAAAA
This is a messenger RNA of Apis florea (little honeybee), 3738 nucleotides long. RefSeq names its product 5-hydroxytryptamine receptor 2A (gene 5-HT2A). Gene Ontology annotation, molecular function: serotonin binding; G protein-coupled serotonin receptor activity; neurotransmitter receptor activity. The record is from RefSeq and is a predicted model, not a curated record. Gene Ontology annotation, cellular component: dendrite; plasma membrane. Gene Ontology annotation, biological process: positive regulation of MAPK cascade; adenylate cyclase-activating adrenergic receptor signaling pathway; chemical synaptic transmission. NCBI's taxonomy places the organism in Eukaryota, Metazoa, Arthropoda, Insecta, Hymenoptera, Apidae.